Nymphaea colorata (pocket water lily) is the source of this 1108-nucleotide messenger RNA. RefSeq names its product multiple organellar RNA editing factor 2, chloroplastic-like. Lineage: Eukaryota; Viridiplantae; Streptophyta; Magnoliopsida; Nymphaeales; Nymphaeaceae. Gene Ontology annotation, biological process: mitochondrial mRNA modification; cytidine to uridine editing. The coding region runs from base 86 to 811 and encodes 241 amino acids. The transcript is spliced from 4 exons. Gene Ontology annotation, cellular component: mitochondrion. The record is from RefSeq and is a predicted model, not a curated record.
CACAUCUAGACGGGAUCUGGAUAACAGUUCGGCCAAACAUCAAAACCUCUCUAGUCCCUCCCUCUGCAAGCUCGUCUCGAUCGCCAUGGCCCUCAUUCCCAUCUCACGAGCCAUCUCCGUGCGGUGCCAAGUAACCGCCGCCUUCUCCAGAAGGCUCUACACGUCCCUUUCCGCAGCCCGGCCGAGGUCUUCUCCAUUUGUUGGCAGCUUCACCUCCCCCCGUUCGCUCUCGCCCGCUCUCUCUCACGCCCUCCGUCUUUCUCUAGGCGGCACAAGCCGCAUGUCCAUCAGGUGUCGCGUCAACCGCUCCGGCGAUUCAGCGUACUCGCCGCUGAACUCGUCCUCCAAUUUCAGUGACCGUCCGCCAACAGAGAUGGCGCCGCUUUUCCCUGGCUGCGAUUACGAGCACUGGCUCAUCGUCAUGGAAAAUCCUGGUGGCGAGGGAGCCACUAAACAGCAGAUGAUCGAUUGCUACAUCCAGACCUUAGCUAAGGUCGUCGGCAGUGAAGAGGAAGCAAAGAAGAGGAUCUAUAAUGUUUCUUGUGAGCGGUAUUUUGGUUUUGGCUGUGAGAUUGAUGAGGAGACUUCCAACAAGCUUGAAGGACUUCCUGGAGUCUUGUUUGUGCUCCCAGAUUCGUAUGUUGAUCCCGAAAACAAAGACUAUGGUGCUGAAUUGUUUGUUAAUGGAGAAAUAGUUCAAAGGUCUCCUGAGCGGCAAAGGAGAGUUGAACCAGUGCCCCAGAGAGCUCAAGACAGACCACGGUACAAUGACAGAACUCGUUAUGUAAGGCGCAGAGAAAAUCAACGGUGAUUUGAUUAGUAUGCUCAACAUGGGCAGAUCAGCGCCAGGUUCUACUAGAAUACAAAACGCAGAACUGUUUAGAUCAUCUAUUUUCAGAACUAACAGUAAACAUAGAGAAUUUAGGGUGUGUUUGUGGUUCUGGUUUUGGCGUGUCCGCUUGGUCAUGAUUCAGCGCAUGUUUACCAUUAUAUUUGUCGUCUUUUUGUCCAGAGAUCACAAUGUUGUGUUAAACGGAACUCUGUGAGCGAACCUUUUAGUUAAUAUUGGAAGACCGACAGCCCCACAAAUUUCCUGGUUGGUGUAUCA